AUGUAUUACAUCUGCGUUAAUUGCGGUUUAGUGGUUCAGAACAUUCGUGUUGUUGAGCAAACGUGCCUCAUACCUUCAUCUCCGGGUUAUGAUCCAACUGCCGUUUCUGCUAUACAACCACCUAUAACGCCAACUUACGGACCUCAGGUUAUCGCUCCUCAAAUUCACGCUCAGCUUACUGCUCUGCCGAGCACAUCUCUUGUACAUAAUUUGACUCCAAUCUCUCUUCACCUUCAUGGGCCUCCAUCAGUUGCAUCAAAUUAUGCAUAUUUUCUACCACAUCCGCCACUGAUGAGUUUACGCCUGCCAACAACACCAGUGCAGUAUGUGUCGCCGGAUAUUCCAUUUGCGGAGCAUACUUUUUUUCCACCACUCAUAAAUGAAAUCCCGGAGGAAUAUUCUGGUCUUCAACGUUCACUGGAUGAAAUUCCUAUCCCUGUGUCAACACCUGCAAUUCCAGUGAAUGGUGCCGGUGGUUGGGAUCACAGUGCAGCACACUAUCGCCUUUAUCCCGGGUUUUCGUAUCUCCCUAGAGCGAUUAAUACACAAAUGGAUUCAGUAGUUUCCCGUGUUCGAAUUGCUCAAGCAGCUGCUCAGGUUGGCGUUGAUCCGGCUACUGCGACACAGAUGCUGGCAAAUGCUAAUAGGGCUCGUCAUCCUAUCGCAGUCGAUUAUUUUGGAGACAGCACCCGAAAUUCCAUUCCUUUAGUUGAGGGACCCGUUGCUGUUCCAACGAUGGCUGCGGAAUGGAUGCCACAGCAAGCGGCACUUCAAACUACCAUCGAAACUGUAUCAGCAGCCAAUUAUCAUCAGCAAUUAGAAAGAUUGGCAAGUGGUGAGAUCCCAUUCCGUGCAUGGGAAGCAGCAGUCCUUCAUAUCUUUGAUCGUAUGGCACCUCAAAUGAAUCCUGCCCGUCUGCCACCUAAAGGGAUGACAAAAAAUGAAAUUGACCAGCUAAAGUCAUUCCGUAUCACUGACCCGGCACUCCUAAUGGAAAAAGUAUGCGUAAUUUGUCAGUGCGAUUUUGAAAAACGCGAUCUGGUCCGUAUGCUACCGUGCGGACAUCAUUUUCAUCUAAAAUGCAUUGAUAAAUGGCUGAAAGGUAAUCGCACAUGCCCAAUUUGUCGCCAGAAUGCUGCACCGGACGAAGACGAGACUGUAGAAGGAGCAUCUGCCCAAGGUAAUAGAGCGCCUGCAGCAAUGACGGGAGGAGUAUCUGAUGGAGCAGGAGCCGAAAAUAUUUUAUUGGAUGAGAUUGGUGAUUACGAAAAUCCACGUGCGGCGAUACAGGUUAUUACACAAAUGGCACCAACACCAGAGCCAUCGGAUGCAUCGUUUCAUGAUUCGCGUUUCUAA
Molecule: messenger RNA, 1356 nt
Organism: Cercopithifilaria johnstoni
Lineage: Eukaryota; Metazoa; Nematoda; Chromadorea; Rhabditida; Onchocercidae
Source: the annotation of a GenBank genome assembly